AUGCUGGACCUGGUUCUCAGCAACCAACUGUGUCUGUGGAUCAAGUACUUUCUCAGUGAUCGUUCACAGAGUGCGAGACUGGGCACUCGCAUUGCUACGCCCUUGACCCUCAGCACUGGAGCACCACAGGGAUGUGUGCUGAGUCCCCCUCUCUACUCCCUCUACACAUAUGACUGCACACCAGUUCAUCCCACAAAUACAAUAAUUACAAUUGCAGACAAUACAACAGUGGUGGGGCUUAUCUCAAAUGGCAAUGAGACUGCCUACAGAGAUGAAGUGUGCAGACUGUCUGUCUGGGUUGUGUGUGAGCUGCAGCCCAGUUGGGAGCGGAGGGAGGGGCCUGUCCUGGUUACUGUGGGAACAACUCCACCUGGGAGGUCGGCACAGAUCUUCACCUAUCAGGACCCUCAGCUCCUGGAUCUGGUUCCUGAGAAAGGUCCAGUCUCUGGAGGAACUAGACUGACCAUCAGGGGACGACACUUGCUAACCGGGCAACCGUCCGACCUGAGCGCCUUCCUGGGCCCCCAGCCCUGCUACACUGUGGAGGAGGUCAAUGACACCCAGUUGGUGUGUCAGACUGGUUCUAGUAAUCAGACUGGGAGAGUACCAGUUCGGAUUUUGUUUGGUAAAGCAGAGCGGACUGUUCCCAGUGUUGCCUUCCAUUACCUCGAUGACCCCAUCAUCACCGACGUCACACCUGCUGAGAGCUUCUAUGCUGGUGGGCGUGUCAUCACGGUUACAGGCAGGAACUUGGAUGUGGUGCAGCAGCCAAUCAUAUCAGUGUGGGUGGAGCCAAUUGAACUUCAGAGAGUGAAACGGCGCAGACGAUUGGCUCUCCUCACUGCCAAGCAGCAGCUGGUCUUCAACAGCACUAUGACUACGAUGUCAGAGCGCUGCGCUGGCCUGUCAUCCUCUCAAAUGACCUGUCCGACCCCCACAGUGUCCCCAGAGGUCAAAGUGAAGGGCGUAUGGUUUCAGCUGGACAACGUCAGAGUCCACUAUGAGAGCAUCAAGGGUAAAAGCUUUACUUAUUAUCCAAAUCCGGAGCUUUUUCCUCUGAACCGGGAAGCUCCGGAUGCUCCGUACCGUUUCAAACCUGGAGGAGUGAUCGCUGUGGAGGGGCAGGACCUGACCAGAGCGAUGUCCAGACAUGAAGUGACAGCUCAGCUCGGUGAUCAGAAGUGUGAGGUGAAAACUCUGGACAAUACUCACCUGUAUUGUGAACCUCCAGAGAUCCAACCGAGGAGUGUGGACGACAGCAACGAGCUGCCCAGCCUCAAGGUGUUCAUGGGAAACCUGCAGGUGGACCUGGGAUUGGUUCAGUAUGACAGUAACUCUCUGCUAUCUCCUGUCCCAUUGGCUGCCCAGAUUGGCUUGGGGGCAGGAGCAGCUAUCAUCAUCCUAUCAGUGCUGGUUGUCAUCCUCAUGUACAGGAGGAAGAGUAAACAGGCUCUCAGAGAUUAUAAGAAGGUGUUGCUGCAACUGGAAACACUGGAGAUCAACGUGGGAGAUCAGUGUCGCAAAGAGUUCACUGACCUGAUGACAGAGAUGAUGGACCUGAGCAGUGAUGUUGGAGGACCAGGACUCCCCCUGCUGGACUACAGGACAUACGCAGAGAGAGUCUUCUUUCCCGGCCAGCAGAUGUUACCGCUGAGCCGCCAGUUGGACCUGCCAGAGUCCAGGAGGCUGACUGUGGAGCAGGGUCUCCAGCAGCUCAAUAACCUGCUCAACAACAGACUCUUCCUCACCAGAUUCAUCCACACUCUGGAGGCCCAGCAGGGUUUUUCUCAGAGAGACCGAGGUUAUGUUGCCAGUUUACUCACCAUGGCUCUGCAUGAUAAACUGGAGUAUUUCACCGAGGUCAUGAAGAGUCUGCUGCAGGACCUGGUGCAGCAGUAUGUUGCCAAGAACCCCAAACUCAUGCUACGCCGGACGGAGACAGUUGUAGAGAAGAUGCUAACCAACUGGAUGUCAAUCUGCCUUUACUCUUUCCUCAAAGAGGUGGCGGGGGAGCCUCUCUACAUGCUAUACAGAGCCAUAAAGUAUCAGGUGGAUAAAGGGCCAGUUGAUGCAGUGACAGGAAAAGCCAAACGAACGCUGAAUGACAGUCACUUGCUGCGAGAGGAUAUUGACUACAAUGCUAUGACUCUGAUGGUGUUGGUAAAGAACGGAGUCGAGGUUCAGCCAUGUCCUGUUAAAGUGCUCGAUAUUGACACUGUCACACAGGUGAAGGAUAAAAUCCUGGAUCAGGUCUACAGAGGAGCUCCAUUUUCUCAAAGACCAGCAGCCGACAGUUUGGAUCUGGAGUGGCGUUCAGGUCAGGCAGGUCACCUGACCCUGUCUGAUGAUGAUGUCACAGCAGUGGUUCAGGGUCGCUGGAAACAAAUCAACACGCUGCAACAUUACAAGGUUCCAGAUGGAGCGACUGUUGCUCUGAUUCCUCGUUCUCAGAGUUCAGGUGGUGUUGGAGUUAACCAAGUUUUCCAGACAGGAGAGAAAACACCAAUGCUGGAGGGUGAGGAGGAGGAGGGUCUGCGCCUGUGGCACUUAGUGAAGAGCAGCGAAGAUCCUGAAAUCCCAAAGCACAGAAAAAGCAGCAUGAGAGAGCGAGAGAGGGCCAAGGCCAUACCUGAGAUUUAUCUGACCAGACUGCUGUCCAUGAAGGGGACAUUGCAGAAGUUUGUUGAUGACGUCUUUGUGGCGAUUCUCAGUACAAAGCGUCCUCCUCCAAUAGCUGUCAGAUUCUUCUUCGACUUCCUGGAUGACAUGGCUGAGAAACAUGCCAUUGAUGACCCUGAGACUGUUCACAUCUGGAAGACCAACAGUCUCCCUCUCAGGUUCUGGGUGAACAUCCUGAAGAACCCUCAGUUUGUUUUGGAUGUUCAGGUGACCGACAGCAUUGACGCCAUCCUGUCUGUCAUUGCUCAAACCUUUAUUGACUCCUGCACCACCUCUGAGCACAAAGUUGGGCGGGACUCUCCUGUGAACAAGCUGCUGUAUGCUAGAGAGAUUCCCCGGUACAAGCAGCUGGUGGAGAGGUACUACAGUGAUAUCCACAGCGCUGCUUCAGGCUGUUAUCAGGAGAUGAACUCCACUCUGACUGAACUGUCCGGGAGUUUUGCCUCAGGCAUGAACAGUCUUGUUGCUCUCCAUGAGCUCUACAAGUACAUCAACAAAUAUUAUGAUCAGAUCAUUAUGUCUCUGGAGGAGGACAGUUCAGGUCAGAAGAUGCAGUUGGCCUAUCGGCUGCAGCAGGUUGCUGCCCUGGUGGAGAACAAGGUCACUGACCUCUAAUCCCAUCAAACGCUCACAGAAUCCAGUGACCUUUGACCUGUGACCCCUGAAGACAAUCGGAGCCCCACAGAGGAGGAGGGAGAUGAAGAUGGAACUUUUGAAGUGGCUCUGAGACUAAAACUUUGGAAAUCAUUGGACUCCUGUCAGCACAGUGUCUUCCUGUUGUGUGCAUGUGUGUGUGUGUGUAUGUGUGUUGUGGGUAUAUGAGGUUUUGAUAGUCAGACUCAGGAGAUCACAGUUCUUUAGAUCCAUUCACUUUUUAAUACAUUUUUAUUUUAAAUGACAUUUAAACUUAAAUUUAAAGGCUGGUUCUUUUCUAUAUUAAUAGUAUGUUCAGCAGUCUCCAUGCAUCGACUGAAGCUGUCAGUCCUAGAUGAGUUUAUUCAUCUGUGCCAUAGACCUCCGUUGUUCAAAAAUGAUUAGAUAAGAUAAUCCUUUAUUGUCAUUGUAACACAUCCAACAAAAUUUUAAAGUGACCUCCAGUUGGCACAGCAGCAACAAAACAUAUGAAUAUAACCAUCUAAAAACCUUAAAAACAUAACCCCUAAAAACACAAAAUA
Messenger RNA from Monopterus albus (swamp eel), 3854 nucleotides. RefSeq names its product plexin-B3-like. Gene Ontology annotation, cellular component: semaphorin receptor complex; plasma membrane. Gene Ontology annotation, molecular function: semaphorin receptor activity. The transcript is spliced from 25 exons. The record is from RefSeq and is a predicted model, not a curated record. Lineage: Eukaryota; Metazoa; Chordata; Actinopteri; Synbranchiformes; Synbranchidae. Bases 1 to 3294 code for a protein of 1097 amino acids. Gene Ontology annotation, biological process: regulation of cell migration; regulation of GTPase activity; regulation of cell shape.